AUGGCUGUCCUUAACCUUGUCACUUUGGCUUUGGCCCUUUCUUCUCCGGCCAUGGCCCGACCUCGCCCACAGUUUGGCAACGGUGGCGAUGCCCAAACACCCGGUGCUGGUCUCGGUGGUUCUCUCCCUACUGCCCUUCCCAGCGGCGGCUCUGGCCUCAUUCCUUCAGCCCUUCCCAGCCUAGGAGGUGGAAGCGGAGGUGCCAUCCCAACCCCUGGCAGUGGCUUCAACUUCCCCGGCAGCGGCAGUGGUAACGAUGCCCCUGCUACCACUCCAGGCACUGGCGGUGGCUUCUUUGGCGGUGGCGGCUUUCCCGGCCUUGGAAACUUCUUCGGAGGAGGUAACAGAGGCGGCUUCUUCGGUGGUGGAGGUAACACCAACACUCCCCCCGCUGCAGCUCCAACCGGUGGUCUGCCUGGAGGAAAUGAUGGCAACAUCGGCGGUGGUGCUUCUGUCCCCGCUCCCAUUCAAACUCCGGGCACCGGAGGUGGUGUACAAGGUGCAUCCUUCCGAGGCCGUGGUCGAUCUCGCAACCAAGACUCACCUUCAACCCCUGGAGGCAGUGGUGGCUCUCAGGGUGGAAACGGUGGCGGCCUCAGUGGAAGCCAGCCUAGCGGUGCCAUCCCUACUUUCUCUGCCGGACCUGGUAACGGUUUCGGCGAGGGAGGCAAUGGUGGAAACGGCGGUGCCACUGAUGCUCCCGUCGCUCCCACUCUUGUCCCUACCCCAGGCAGUGGGCUCGAGGGCCCAGGCACUGCUCCCAGCGGUGUCAUCCCUACUUUCGUUGCUGGACCAGGAAACGGUUUCGGUGACGGUAACAGCCCUAGCACUCCCAUUCAGACUCCUGGUACCGGAAACCAGCCUGGUGGUGGUCUAGGUGGAAGCCAGCCCAGCGGUACCAUUCCUACUUUCGUUGCUGGACCCGGUAAUGGUUUCGGUGAGGGCGGCAACUCUGGCAGCCCUGACACUCCCGUCCAGACACCCGGCAGUGGAAACUCAGCCGGAGGUGACCUUACUCAACCCGGUAGCGGAAGCGGAAACGACAGCGGAAACGGCGGUGGAAACGGCGGUGAUCAGACUCAGCCCAGCGGUACCAUUCCCACCUUCGUCGCUGGACCCGGCAACGGUUUCGGCGGUGGUGACGGUGCCGUCACUAACCCUACUCCCGGUGCUGGCCUCGGUGGCGGUAACAACAACACCCCUGACGUCCCCGAGACUCCUGUUCAGACUCCGGGAGCCGGUAGCGGCAGCGGCAGCGGAAACCAGUCCGGGGGUGCUGUCCCAACCUUCGUCGCUGGCCCCGGCCAAGGCUUCGGUGGUGGCGAUGGCCAGAACGGAGGCUUCCAGAAGCGAGCUCGAUCCUCUCAGUAA
Fusarium musae is the source of this 1371-nucleotide messenger RNA. RefSeq lists its product as uncharacterized. Lineage: Eukaryota; Fungi; Ascomycota; Sordariomycetes; Hypocreales; Nectriaceae. The transcript has a single exon. Bases 1 to 1371 code for a protein of 456 amino acids. The record is from RefSeq and is a predicted model, not a curated record.